Molecule: messenger RNA, 732 nt
Organism: Lactuca saligna
Lineage: Eukaryota; Viridiplantae; Streptophyta; Magnoliopsida; Asterales; Asteraceae
Source: the annotation of a GenBank genome assembly
AUGCCUGGGCAGAAGAUUGAAACAGGUCAUACAUACAUAAUCCAUGAUGUUUGUAUGGAUUACUAUGGAAAACGAGUAGCAUCCACCUCCUCUGAUGCCACAAUCAAGAUAAUCAGUGUCACCACCACCAUCAGCACCGCCACCUCACACCUCCUUACCACAUUGACAUGUCACAAUGGUCCAGUCUGGCAGGUUGCAUGGGCCUACCCUAAAUUCGGGUCCCUUCUUGCAUCACAUUCUGAUGGGAUUCUUCUGCAGCACAUUCUGCUGGGGGAUUCUACAACCAAAGGGAUUGAGAAAUUUGAGACAGAUCUUAAGACCAUGCACCCUAGUUUGACUGAAUGCCGUGUUUUGAAGUCAAAAUUGGAGCUUUCUGUGAUCCAAUAUGCCAUUGGUAUAAGUUCUGAAGCUCACACUAAGCUGGGAACCAAUGGUGAUGAUGCGAGCUUUUGGAAUGCUAAAAAAAGGUUAAAUGAGGAAAAUCAAUGUGUCAAAGCUAUCGACUGUUUGGACUGGAAUGAGGAACCUAAACCUAAGAAACAGUCCGCUCCUACAGCUAAAAUUGGAUCGAAUAAAAAACCUGUUAGUAAACCUGUAAGUAGUUCAGAUGAAUCUGAAUUUGAAUCUAAAUCAUCGGAUGAUAGUGAUUCAUCAAAUGAAGAAGAGGCGCCAAAAAAGCCAGCUGCUGUUGCCAAGAAUGGUGCUGCUGCAGCCACCAAGAAAGCCAAGUGA